This is a messenger RNA of Closterium sp. NIES-65, 4620 nucleotides long. Lineage: Eukaryota; Viridiplantae; Streptophyta; Zygnematophyceae; Desmidiales; Closteriaceae. The record is from the annotation of a GenBank genome assembly.
AUGGGAGACGUGUCCGCGCUGCAGGUGUUCAAGCUCUCUGUGAGCAACGCUUCGGCUUUGGCGGACUGGGAGGGCUUCGAGCCGUGCAAGAAGGAGUGGUUCGGCGUGAACUGCGGGGAGUCGACGCGGUCGAAACAUCGAUGGGCCGUUGUCUCGAUAGAGCUGCCCAACUGCAAUCUGGGAGGGGAGAUCCCGGAGGCGAUCGGCGACCUCGUGGAGCUCACGAAACUCAAUUUGCGAAACAACAAUUUCACGGGGCUGCUUCCCGCGUCGCUCAGCCGCCUGACCGCGUUAGAGUCACUAGACGUUUCGGGAAACCCGUUCGAGGUCGCACCUUCCACGAACCUUACCGCUGGCGCGCCCCCCCCGCUGACGUCAGACCCCAUCUCGAUAAUACCGGAGCCAGACGCCCCGGGCCCGAAAAUUCCGGGGCUGGUUAAGACAGGAAGAAAGAAGGGCUCGGGAAGGAAGGGACGCGGAAAGAAGGGUCGAGGGAAGGCAGGCAAAAGGGGGAAUUCUACUGCUGAGCCGCCUGCUGCUGAGCCCCCUACGACAAAGCCUUUGCCGGCUGCCAAACCGCCAACCGUCAAGCCAUUGCCGGCAACCAAGCCGCCUGCCGUCAAGCCGCCUGCCGUCAAGCCGCCUGCCGUCAAGCCGCCUGCCGUCAAGCCGCCAGUUGGAACGAUUCCGCCAAAAAGCAGUCCGGAUAAAGUGCGUCUUCCCGCUGUUCCUCUAGAGCCGCCUACAGCCGACUUCCCCGAUAAUAACCCCGUCCCCAGUACAACCCGCUCCCCGUCGCUACCGCCUAAAUCCGUGCCUGCGCCUUCCGACGAGACUGCCUCUCCGCCGCAUUCAGCAGCCGGCGAAACGAAGACGCCGGCUAUAGAAGUUCCGGCGGACAAUGCGGGGUCCACGAGCCGCGAUAGCAGUGACAGCAGCAGCGGCAGCAGCAACAGCAGUGACAGCAGCAGCGGCAGCAGCAACAGCAGUGACAGCAGCAGCGGCAGCAGCAGCAGUGACAACAGCACAGCGUCGUUGGACGAUUCCUCUCUCGCCUCUACCUCCUCUUCUUCCCCUCCUCCUGCCCCUGCCGAGUCGCCGUCCACCAAUAGCAUUGCGCUAUACGUGGGCAUAGCGGCGGGCGUGGUUGUCGCGUUCCUGUUGGGCGUCGCGCUCGUGCUGCUCUACAUCUACCUGCGGCGCCGCCGCGCGGAGACCAAGGACUUUGCGCCGAUUAAAGACGUCGCGGCGGGCGCGGACGGGCGGGGGGAGGAUUACGGGACAUCUGGCGCGGUUGCCGCGGCGGGAUAUGCGGCGGGAAAAGCGGGGAAGAGGGGAGGUGGUGGAGUGUUUGGAAGGCUAUGGCCAGGGACUGGAAAGGUGGCUGAUCUUGGCACAGUAUCUGCCUAUCAGCAACAAGCUCACGCCCCUGCCGCUCCGUCCGCCGCGGUUCCCGCUCACGACCAUGGCGCGAAUCUCCUUCCCCCGCACGACCCCUCCGCCAUGAUUCCGCACAGCGGGGCGUCGAACCACAGCGGCUGGGGCGCCGCAGUCAGCGCCGUGCAUAGCGGCGUGAACAGCGCCGCGCACAGCGGCGUGCAAAGCGUUACCGUGGAAGGCGGCGCGGCGUCACCGUACGCACCAGCCUCGGCGUACGCAUCGGCUGCCGAGCCUGGCAGCAACAUGUCGAGCCAGUUUCCGAGCCGCACUCCGAGCCAGACGCCGAGCCAACCGAUGAGCCACGUGGCAGGCCCGGGGCUAGCAGCAGCUAUAGCCGCGGAAGCGGGGGGCGGAAUCGGGGGAGGGGAAGGGGGAAGCGGAGGAGCUGGGGGAGGAUAUGCGGCUCAUAGUAGCAAUAGCAGCGCGCAGACGCCUGGGGCCUCUGUGGGGUCUUUAAAGUCGGGGCGCAAUAUGGCGGAGUAUAGGCUGAUGCUGCCCGGGCGCAGCCUGAGCAACACGGUGAUGGAGUUGACGUAUGAAGAUGUCCUGGGAGCAACGGACAACCUGGCAGAGGCGAACGUGAUUGGGUCGGGCGGGUUUGGGCGCGUGUACUGCGGAAGGCUGGCGGGGGCUGGCGUGGCGGUGAAGGUGCUGGAAGCGGGGAGCAGUCAGGGCGACCGAGAGUUCCAGGCAGAGGUGGAGCUGCUGAGUCGGCUCAGGUCGCCGCAUCUGGUGCAUCUGGUGGGCUACUGCAUGGCAGGGGGGAAUAGGGUGCUGGUGUACAAUCUCAUGGCGAAUGGGAGCCUGAGCGACUUGCUGCAUGAUAACAGCAGUGAUGGAAGCUUCGUGCAGCGGUUUGGGAGGGAGAGGCCGCAGGUGGAGUGGCAGCAGCGCAUGCAGAUCGCUCUGGAUGCCGCCCGCGGGCUCAUGUUCCUGCACCACGCCGCCUCCCCCGCUGUCAUUCACCGCGACUUCAAGAGCAGCAACGUUCUGGUGGACCACGAUUUCCAUGCGCGCAUUGCUGAUUUUGGGUUGGCUCGGGAUGGUCCCAGUGGGGAGAAGCGUUGGGUGUCGACACGUGUACUGGGCACCACAGGUUACUUGUCCCCAGAAUAUGUUACCACCGGUCGCCUGACCCCCAAGUCAGAUGUGUACUCGUUUGGCAUCGUGCUGCUGGAGCUGCUCACAGGGCUCACCCCCAUCGACCACGACAGGCCUCCCAAUAGAGUCUCCCUCACUUCCUGGGCGCUGCCGCUGCUGACGCAACGGGAGAGGCUGGGAGAGCUGCUGGACCCGCGUCUGGAUGGGACUGUUCCCCUGCACGAGUUCAUGCAGGUGGGUGGCAUGUGGGCAGCUGGUGGGUGGGGACUUGAUGCCUGUGGCGGUUGCAUAGGGGCAAAGAAGCGUAGAGAUAUGCAGAGCAUGGUGCACAUAGGAGUGCAGGGCAUGGUGCACAUAGGAGUGCAGGGCAUGGUGCACAUAGGAGUGCAGGGCAUGGUGCACAUAGGAGUGCAGGGCAUGGUGCACAUAGGAGUGCAGGGCAUGGUGCACAUAGGAGUGCAGGGCAUGGUGCACAUAGGAGUGCAGGGCAUGGUGCACAUAGGAGUGCAGGGCAUGGUGCACAUAGGAGUGCAGGGCAUGGUGCACAUAGGAGUGCAGGGCAUGGUGCACAUAGGAGUGCAGGGCAUGGUGCACAUAGGAGUGCAGGGCAUGGUGCACAUAGGAGUGCAGGGCAUGGUGCACAUAGGAGUGCAGGGCAUGGUGCACAUAGGAGUGCAGGGCAUGGUGCACAUAGGAGUGCAGGGCAUGGUGCAAAUAGGAGUGCAGGGCAUGGUGCACAUAGGAGUGCAGGGCAUGGUGCACAUAGGAGUGCAGGGCAUGGUGCACAUAGGAGUGCAGGGCAUGGUGCACAUAGGAGUGCAGGGCAUGGUGCACAUAGGAGUGCAGGGCAUGGUGCACAUAGGAGUGCAGGGCAUGGUGCACGUAGGAGUGCAGGGCAUGGUGCACGUAGGAGUGCAGGGCAUGGUGCACAUAGGAGUGCAGGGCAUGGUGCACGUAGGAGUGCAGGGCAUGGUGCACAUAGGAGUGCAGGGCAUGGUGCACAUAGGAGUGCAGGGCAUGGUGCACGUAGGAGUGCAGGGCAUGGUGCACAUAGGAGUGCAGGGCAUGGUGCACAUAGGACUGCACCUUCCCCCGUUCACGAGUUGGUACCGUCUAUUUCUUUCAACCCGCCCGGCCCUGCUUAUUCCACCCCACAGUCCAGGCGGAGUCACUGGCAGCGGUGUGCGUGUGCGUGCAGGCAGACCCAGACUACAGGCGCACAUGGACCAUGUGGUGCAGUCCCUCAUGCCACACAUGGACCAUGUGGUGCAGUCCCUCAUGCCGCACAUGGACCAUGUGGUGCAGUCCCUCAUGCCGCACAUGGACCAUGUGGUGCAGUCCCUCAUGCCGCACAUGGACCAUGUGGUGCAGUCCCUCAUGCCGCACAUGGACCAUGUGGUGCAGUCCCUCAUGCCGCACAUGGACCAUGUGGUGCAGUCCCUCAUGCCGCACAUGAACCAUGUGGUGCAGUCCCUCAUGCCGCACCCCUAUUCCUCCCUCCCUGCUGCUCCCUUCCACAGCAGGCGAUCGCGGCACAUGGACCACGUGGUUCAGUCCCUCAUGUGUCUGGAGGCACAUGGACCACGUGGUGCAGUCCCUCAUGCCUCCACCUUCGCCCUUCCUUGCCCCCUGCCCAUCCCUUCACUAGGCUGCAUUGAUAGCAGCAGUGUGUGUCCUGGCAUGCCCAGACUCGCACACGGACGGAUGAGGUUGGAUCCAGACUACUAUCCCCUUCCUCUCCCUCGACAUCAUCCAGCACACCAGGCUGCGUCAGCGGCAGCAGUGUGCGUGCAGGCAGACCCAAACUACCGGCCCCUCAUGGAUGAUCUGGUGCAGUCCCUCAUGCCGCUCUGCAAGGCUGCCAUCCCGCCUCCUCAUCCCCCACCCUUCCUUGCUUGCCCCCAUCCCCUCUCUGCCUCCCUUCACCAGGCGGCCUCUGUAGCAGCAGUGUGCCUGCAGGCCGACCCAGACUACAGGCCGCACAUGGAUGACGUGGUGCAGUCCCUCAUGCCGCUCUGCAAGGCUGCCAUCUCGCCCUACGCCUCUCCCGCCCAGUCCAACCACUCCUCCCUCAGAUGA